Molecule: messenger RNA, 2112 nt
Organism: Fundulus heteroclitus (mummichog)
Lineage: Eukaryota; Metazoa; Chordata; Actinopteri; Cyprinodontiformes; Fundulidae
Gene: zbtb26
Product: zinc finger and BTB domain containing 26
Exons: 2
Coding region: 162-1496 (444 amino acids)
Biological process (GO): regulation of transcription by RNA polymerase II
Cellular component (GO): nucleus
Molecular function (GO): RNA polymerase II cis-regulatory region sequence-specific DNA binding; protein binding; DNA-binding transcription factor activity, RNA polymerase II-specific
Source: RefSeq, a predicted model, not a curated record
ACUUGGCAUAAAAAUGGUCCACAGGUACUGGGCCUUUAAUUGUUUUGCAUCCGGAUCAGCUCCCUCUUUUCCACAGGCAGCCUUACAGGCCGGGAUCCUGCCGACAACAACCCAGCUACCACUGGAUCGUUAACAGGUGUGCUGCUGCCCGGUGGUUCACUAUGGCCCAGAACCAGGUGAUCCUGCAGUUCCGAUUCGCCACGUUCGGCGACUCCAUGCUGCAGAAGAUGAACCUCCUCCGACACCAGAGGCGCUUCUGCGACGUCACCGUCCGCAUCAACCAGUUGGAGGUUCCCGGUCACAAAGUGGUGUUUGCCGCAGGCUCGUCCUUCCUGAGGGACCAGUUCAUUCUGCAGCAGGACUCCAAGGAGGUCCAGAUCUCCAUGAUCCAGGAGGCGGAGGUGGGCCGCCAGCUGCUGCUCUCCUGUUACACCGGCCAGCUGGAGUUUCCUGAGCUGGAGCUGGUGCAUUACCUGACGGUGGCCAGCUUCCUCCAAAUGGGCCACAUCGUGGAGCAGUGCACCCAAGCCCUCAACAAGUUCAUCAAACCUCAGGGCUCACGGCAGCUGGAGUUGGACCUGGAGCUGAGGAGGGAGAAGGGAGGCGAGGGGUCCUCCUCCCAGGCUCAGAGGGAGCACGAGCGCUCUCAGGCGCGGACUGUGCCCGAGGGCGAGGAGGAGGACGAGGAGGACGAGGACGAGGAUGAAGCAGUAGUGUUGGGCCAGGUCGGGGGAGAAAACAACGUUGAGAGUGACGAGGAUGACGACGACGUCAUCAUUCAGCCCAAGAGCCCGGUGCAGGUUUGGAGGAGGCGCCCGAGGCCUGGUCUGGCGGAAAGCGACAUCACCAUAGUCAAAGUAGAGUCUGUGAACGAUGUGGCUGAAAACACCAUCACCGGCCACUUCUCUGCCAGCCCCCCCGCCUCAUUACACUCCCCCGAGCCCCAGCACUCGCUCAUCAACUCCACCGUGGACAGCCGCGGCAGCGAGAUGGCCGUCCCGCCGGGCAUGGCCGGUUACCCGCUCAGCCCCCCGCCCUCCUCCCCGGCGGCGGAGAAGCACGGCGGACACCAGAGGAACUACGACAAGCCCCUGCAGUGGUACCACCAGUGCCCCAAGUGUGCCCGCGUCUUCCGCCAGCUGGAGAACUACGCCAACCACCUGAAGAUGCACAAGCUCUUCAUGUGCCUCCUGUGCGGGAAGACCUUCACGCAGAAGGGCAACCUGCACCGUCACAUGCGCGUGCACGCCGGCAUCAAGCCCUUCCAGUGCAAGAUCUGCGGCAAGACAUUUACCCAGAAGUGCUCGCUGCUGGACCACCUGAACCUGCACAGCGGGGACAAGCCGCACCGCUGCAACUACUGCGACAUGGUGUUCGCUCACAAGCCCGUGCUGCGCAAGCACCUCAAACAGAUCCACGGCAAGAACAGCUUCGACAACGCCAACGAAGGCAGCCUGCACGAGGGCGGCCUGGAGUUUGAUUUUGGACGAAUGUAGAAUUCUUUUUUUAUUUUUACAUUUUUAUUUUUUUUAGGUUUUGUUUUUUUCUUUUUUUUUCUUUAUUCUCAAAAAUAAGAUGAUCAGUUCUCAAAGAUCCUCACUGUGCUCGGCCUAUAUGCUUUAAAUGGAGGAAACGACCAUAUCUGCACUUCACCAUGACUCCGUUACUGUGGACUGUUGUCUUCUGUGUACAAUACAGUGCAGAUGCCUUUGUGUCAUACUUGAAACUUAAACACUGAACCACAAACAUGAUGACUGGACGUUCUUUCUAAAGGUGCGUUCACACUGAGCGCGAACGUGUCAGCCCGAGCGACAGACUGACAUGAUAUCCCUGUGUGCAGUUGCCACACGAGAGCGACGUGACGCUAAGCGAGGCCACAGAGGCAAUGCUAGCGACGCAAAACGGCCCAUUUUGGCGGUUAAAGCGAAACCGGAGCGACGCGACACCUGCGACGGACAGUUGGAGUAGAAAACUCUGAACUUUUGUUGUCUUGUUGCGCCGCGACAACCAAUCAGGCAACUGAUGUGGGGUGAAGGACAGCGGCGGAGACGAAGUCGUUUUCGUUCAACGUGGAAGAUGGCGGCCUGAGUUGUAUGACUCAACCAAUUAUUA